This is a messenger RNA of Zootermopsis nevadensis, 9719 nucleotides long. RefSeq names its product transmembrane protein 198. Gene Ontology annotation, cellular component: plasma membrane. NCBI's taxonomy places the organism in Eukaryota, Metazoa, Arthropoda, Insecta, Blattodea, Termopsidae. The record is from RefSeq and is a predicted model, not a curated record.
GGAGAGCGGCGAGUGGUGGGGGGAGCUGCGUGCGCCGCCUGGCUUGAGUCGACCAUCGCCUUUGACUUCAGUGCAGCUCGAUAGCCUAGUGAGAGUGGUCGUUUGAGACGUGCAGUGAAUGAUGGAGUUGAAUCAAGACCCGCGGUGAACAGCAGCCCCAAGAUGUGACGACAGGUCGCAGCAACUGCCGACAGCGCCACAGGUAGAAACACAGUGAAGCGACAAACAACAAGCGACAACACCGAGGAAAUUAACGGCGGUCUACAACCUGGCAAAAAUGAGGGUGGCAAAGUAGCGGUCGGCCAGAUAUCACACGCAGCAAUGACGCUAAAAAGGCAACGCCAGUGGCGGCGCCAGUCGUCACACACUGCAAACAAUGCGGUGUCGGCGUCACAGCGUCUGGAGCAGCACUGGACUAGUUGAAGCAGCGAUGUCUGGUCUGCAGACGGGGCCUCUGCUGCCCACAGCCCGGCCGCAGCCGAACGUGACGGCGAGCUGGUUCCCCAGCGGCGGAGUGGCCACCACUACAGUGACCCGCUGCCGCUAUCCGGACUACAACUACGACGUCGCUACGGCCGUAAUCUGUGGCAUGUACCUCGUUUUCGGUGUCGUGUACAGCCUCUUCGGGUACCGGUGCUUCAAGGCCGUUAUGUUCCUGACCGGCUUCAUCUUUGGCUCCAUCAUCGUGUACCUCAUAUGCCUGCAGGAGAAGCUGCUGCCCGCUUAUGGCAACGCAGGGGUGGCUCUGGGUGCGGGACUGCUGUUUGGCCUGAUCACAAUGCUGGUGCAGUACGUGGGGCUCUUCAUGACAGGGUUCCACACCGGUCUCUUCGCGGGGGUGGUGGCCUUGGCCACAGCCGAACAGUUCCGGUGGCAGCCGACCACGGUGUGGACAAGUGCGGCCGUCCUUCUUGGUUCUGGUCUCCUGGCGGCUGUUCUCAACUUGUACUGGCAAAAAGGUCUGACGGUCCUCGGGACCAGUGUGUACGGGGGCGCCAUCAUGGCGGGUUCGCUGGACUACUUCGUGGAGAAGUUCCUCAUGGUCAAGUGGGUGUGGGACAGAGUGGCUCUGAAGCCCAGUCCCGCGCCUUGCUGGUUCGGGUGGCUCAUCCUUGCCGUGUGGCCACUCAUGGUCCUAAUCGGUAUCAUCACCCAGUGGGCCGUCACCGGCCGCGGGAUUCAUCACCAAGAGCUGGUGCCAUCCAAGAAGGCACGUCACCUCAACAUGCAGCAGCGGGUGCGUACUCGUGAGCAACGUGCAGAGCUACGCCAGAAGAAGUACCGCUACUUGUACCAGGUGCGCACCGCCCAUGGAGAUGUCAUUAGUCAGAGUUAUGUACAAGCACUUCAGAGGAAGGUAUGUGGGCCAGGACCAGAGUCAAAUACCCUGCAGUCUGAUUCGACCCACCUCACCAUUCUGGCCGCUGACCAGGCACAACAGCUGACAGCACUGACCGAAUCAGAGGAUGAUAGCAGGGAUUUGUCCGCAGACAUCAUCCAGCUUGACAGGCGACAUCAUGACUCAAACCAUGGCAUCACCAGACCCCCCUACCGAUAGUGCUUUUCAGUAUCAUGGUAAAGUGAUACGAGUGCAGUCAAUGUACAUCGAAAGUUACCAUAUCGAUAACAACAGACCAAUAUUCUGCAUGAUACAUCUUAGAUGCUGUGACAAAUUCAAUAUAGAAUAUAAGAAGCCAUCAGUGAUUCAGUUUAUAAAACUAUGAAUUAAGUCCAGGCACAGAAAUGUCAUAAAUAAAUGACAUGCAAAAAUGUGUUAUCAUUGUGAAAUACAACAGUGAACACAGUAACAAUAUACAAGUCUCCUCUUCAAUAAGAAUAUGUAUAUCAUAUUAUUAUAAAGAACCUGGUAGGUAGUAUCACAAAGACUCCAUAUAUAAGUACUCGCGUACAACGUAGGCAUAAUUGUAGACUACAAGUUAUGAGCAGUGAUUAUGCAACCUCCACAGUACACAAAGUGCUCACAUGAAGCACUAGACUCUCAGGCUGACGUGAAAGUAGUAACAGUACCAAGCACAAUUAAAUAAAAUGUGCAAAACAAAUGCACAGUUCAUUAUAUGCAAGUAUAAUUAAGAACAGAGGACAAAGACUAAGUAAUGUGUUACUUUAGCUUACUCUUAAGCUUCCAGUGGUGAAACAAAACUCACAUGAAGGAUGCAAUGCCAACAGUUAACUCAUCUUUUUGUCUCUGGAGUUGGUAUUACUGAAUGCAAAAGUACCAAAAGGAACUGUUAUGAGAUAUAGGGAGGUCCAAAACACAUACAAACCUGAUUUCAAAUGUGCAAACAGUACAUUAAAUAAAUUUACAAAGGCUCAAACCUUUGUCUCACUCAUUUCCAGAGUUUCUUCAUGAUUUUCCUCUGCUUGUAUAAAAACAACUAUUGGUUUGGUUCCUUUUACACUCUGUGAGGUAGCAUGUUUGGGAUUUCUUCAUUACUGACUGGAAGAUUAUUAUUAGCACUGUAUCAGGCAAUUAAGAUUAUUAAGCAUCAGUGAUACUGAAGAUGAAUUAUUAAUGGGGGGGGAACUAAAGAAAUAGUACUCUCAUACAGAUCCCACAUGAGCUGGUCAAGUCAUGUAACAGGAUCUGUACUGCUAAUGGUUUACUUUAGUUUAUCUGCAUCCAGAUCAAUGUUACCAGUUUCAUUUAUAGUGAUUGACAGCGUAAAUAAACAACCACUUCAGCUGGCAACCAUAAUCACUUCUGCCUUUGCAACUUGCACCAUCUUCAACAUCAUUACUAUCUGCCUUGCAGCAAGAAAGUAGAACACUGGACUAAAUAUGCCCAUUUGAAGCUAAGGUGGUAAAUUUCUGCACCCUCCUAUAUUUUCUGGCUUCUGCAGUGACAUGGUGUAGUCUUGUACAACAUAAUUUUAAGCAUUCCGUCUGCAUAGAUUUAACAAUUCUUGUUUCUGUGUGUAUUUCUUGUCUAUAAUGGAGUAGGUGUACCAAGUGCCUUUUGGAUGAUGGUGUUUGAAAGUUAAAAUGGAUCAAAUCAACUGGGUAUGCUCAUUAAAUAAAUAAAUAAAAAAAAUAUAUAUAUAUACUCAAAAAUCUGUAAGUAUAUAAAAAAUAUAUAUGCGUAGGGGUAAAAAUUAUAUUUAAAAUUACAUAAAUAAUAUAUAUUCAAGAUCUAUACAUAUAUAGGCAGUCUAAACAAAAAACAUAGUCAAAACUGCAUAACAGUCCAUCUUAGCGUAUGAAAUACGCAUAAGAUGGUACAAAUAUCAACCAUUGCCCAUGCAGUGUUCCUUGGAGAGCUCUAAAGUUAAAUGCUGGUUUGGAAAUGGCGUUGUCAACACCACCUAGCAUAUAAGGCCUAUAAUGACAGCUUUUUAAAUUUAUGAUUUCCUAUUUCAUACACUGACCAGUUCUAAUGGACCAGUCAGGCUGUCCAAAGUAACUUGCAAAUGAACAUGUACAUAUUGAUAUAAUUAAACAGAGCAGUAAUGUCAAAGAUCAUUUGAAUCUAGCAUAUAUUUAAAAAUGCAAAUACUACAUAAAGUUUAAUGUAUCUGGAGAACAUUUUAUAUAUAAUUUAUAUUCAUGUAAUCUUUCGUAAAAUUCUGAGUCCUAAAUUCUAUUUAAGCUUAUUUAUUCACUGUCGUUGUUCUGUUCUAUCAUAUAAUACUUCUCACAUUUGUCUUCAUCAUCAUAUUCUGAUGGUUGGUUUGCAUGUUAUAUGACAAUGCAUCAACUGCAAAGACUAUCUAACAUGGGAUGAGAUCAGAGUAUCAUUUUUGAAGCCAUCUACAUCUUCUAUUCAGAUGUCAUAUCUGAUCACUUGUUUGGUAGUCUGUGGAUAUUUUUAACAAUUCACUGUGAUGUUAUAACAUUAAAUUGGGGAAUCCUCCAAAGGCUAAAAAUGUCUGCUGAGUUUCAUGAAACUCAAGAAUUAUUUGAAGGGCAUAUGUACAGACAUCAAUCAUUGUUGUAUAAGGCUGUUUUUGUUUUCAGAAACAAGUUAGAAUGGAAAUUCAUUACAGAUAUGCCAACAUCACCUUAGCAUCUAUUCUGAGAUGACAGGUUCAAAUCCUGCUGCUUCUUUGUUUCUUGUUUGUCACCAUCUUAUCAAACAAUAGGCAAAGAAUGGAUAUGAGAUUACAGCAUCUCUUCCUGUUCACAUAAUCAAAUAACAAUCAAAUGUAAUAAGACAAUAGAACAAGAUAUUUAUCUGUUAUAAAUGCUUUGGUAUACUUGUGCUAUGGACUUAAGAUGAAAAGUCAUUUUACUACCAACGCACUGAAUACUGAAUCUAACAUUUUCCAUCUGAUAAAAACAAAAGCAUACACUUUUGAAUUUGUAUUUAUUUUCCAGCCACACUGUAACACAAAAUGUUCUCUUUACACAGACAUGCUUUGGCAUAAAUAGACCAUCAUCAGAGCCUCAUAAUUCUAUGUAAAGAAAGACUUGUUAUCAUUGCCAGUAUAAUAAUAAUCAUAAUGAAACCAAAAUCAAUCAGUUGUGGUGUUAAGGACGGUAGGAGAAGGAUGCAUGUAGUAGAUACAGCCAGACAAGCUAUAUUUCAUCAGCACUUUACGAAAAGAUAUUUUCAACACGAGAGACACUUGCAUCCAAGUUCUGCCUACCUGCAGUGAGCAUCAGAUACAAGGUAGAAGUACAUAUGUGGAAAAUAAUUUUAACUAAAUACUCUGUGUAGCAGAAAACACCUUUCCUAAAAAACGUAUGAUGAAGCACUGAUGACAUUCUUAUGUGAAAAUGUGUGUGUAAGAACUGUUUGUGUUAAAGUGUGGAUGGAAAAUAAACAAAAAUUUGAAAGUCUAGUAACACACCAUGGAAGUGUAUAUAAUAAAAAGUAAACAUGCUUAAUUUGCCAUUUCUGUAGAAGAAUAGGUCUGACACCCCUCAACAUCAUCUUGAAAGCCAGCUCCAAAGAAAAAUCAAACAAAGGGAAUACACAUAGGUGAUUGCGCAGAACUGACAUUUUUGCCCAAACAUUUUAAUCAGUUUUGAGAAAGGAAAAAAAUACUAGAAUGAGACAGUCACUGAGACAGGAACCAGCACUAAUUUAUUUAGUCCCUUUUCUGACAGCAGAAUUUGCAGUUGUGAACUAAAUAUGCAUUUCUUCCAGAAGACCAACAUGACAUCUUCACCACCACAAGAACCUCAAAUCAUGCAGCCAUUUUUUUAUGAUACUGCUACUGUAUGAGUUUUUUCUUGCAUCCUGUAAUAUACUCAUACUAAAAUUUUAUUCAAUAUGAAUAAUUUUUCGAGAGACUUAAGAUAUGUCAUUAAUGAAAAAUGCAAUGCCAUUUCUUGCCACACAGAAGGAAGCAACCUAUGCAAUGUAUUUAAAUUCACUAGCCACCCACAGGUGUCCAGAACUCAUCCACUCCUCCCACAAAUAUCAGGCUAGAGAAGAUGCAGGGACAAAAUGAGUUCACACUAAUAUUUCUAAAAAAGUCCAUAGUGCAGAUUUCAUUAGUAGAGUUCAAUGUUUGAGAUGAACUGACCAGUGACACAUAUUAAAACAAAGAAAUAGCUAGUGACACAUGAUGUGAGGACACAUAUCAAAACUGUGGUACCAACAAAUUCUUCACUUACAGUACCUUUCUUCAUUUUAACAUCCAGUAGACUCCAGCAAUAUAUGAGCAACUGAAUAAGAAAAUAACUAGCUCUUGUAGAAGAACAUAAGUUUAAAAUGGCUAAUAUCUAAGCCCACCAUUGGACAUGAUCCUGAGCCACUUACAUCCACCUCCCAUUACCACAACUAUAUCCCUAGGAUCCAUCUUAAUGUUAUCCUCUCACCUCCUCCUCACUCUUCCAAGUGGCUCUGUCUCCAAGAGAUUUCUGUCUGCAUUGUUUGUCUUCAUCGUCCUAGCUAAAUGUACAACCCAACUAAGUCUAAAAAAUAGUGAACUAUCCUAACUGUAACCUGUAUAAAUCACAAACACACAUUUAUUCCUUCUUAGGUCCAUACAUCCAUAUGUCUUUAUAAUAAAUGUAACAUUUUAAUACAUUAUUAAAUUAUAAACCUACAUUGUAAACACGUUAAUUUGUUCUUCAAUAUUCUCAAGAAAAAUUUCAUACUUAAGCUACUAUACACUUCUCUGUACCAGAUCCUUCAAUACAAAUACAGAGUCAGAAGUGAAGCAAGAAAUGAGGACAGAGGCAGAGAUGGUUGGUCAUAUGUUCUCGCUGGUCAGGUCUGUCAUACCAGCUUUGUCAGCCAAUAAAGGUCCAUCUGUUAUUUUGGACCAGUAUAUAGCAUGGACUUAAUUUUUGUCACUUCAUCCAUAUCCAUGGAAAUUAAGUAAACAAAUCAAGAAGUUAAAAACCUAGUAUUUUAUAGUUUUCAGUAAUGUUUUGCACCAUCCUGUCUAAUGGGUACUGGGAUUCCUUUCCUUGGGGGUAAAGUGUAGCCAGGGCAUGAAGCUGACCACUCACCUGUCUAGUGCCGAGGUCAAGAAUGAGGAGGAAUUAUAUGCCCCCCCCCCCCCAAGUACCUACAUGAUGUAUAGCGGGACAGCUUUACUUUACUGCUUAACAAUGGAGUGAUAAGACAUAAACAAAGCAUAAUCCAAGUUAGGAUAUCAUAAGAUGCCAAAGCAUACUUAUCUGCAAUGUAGGGUAGUGUAGACAGGAAAAUAACAAAGUGAGUAGUGUGGCGUAGUGGUUAUAAUUAUGCUUUGUAUUUGGAAAGCAUGUGAUUAAACUUUUGACUGGUACCACUUAUUCUCAGUAAGAGGCUGCAUAGCUUUUUCAGUCCUUCCACAUGAAUUCUGAGGAAGCACAUUAACUAACUAACUAACUAGAUGGCUUAUGGAACCUGAAGGUUCAUCACAGAAUUAACCAAAGCCCUCCACUGGUCCCUGUAAAAAGACAUAAUCUCUUCCUCUCUGUCUACCUAAAACUCUUUGUAACCACCUCCCAAUAUUCCCAUGAUUAUUUCCAGUGAUCCUCACCUCUUCAAUUAAUGCUAGAUAACUUCAGUAAUUUAUCCAAAAUUGAUAAAUGUGUUCCUUUUCAUGCUCAUACUUUCUUUAGGGUUAUAAUGUGUUUACAAGCGCAACAAGCAACAUGGCUGAAGUCCAAAAGCCAGUACAAUGCAAUUUUUAUGGAUAGCUGCUGAGAAAGCAAAUUCUGACAAAUCACAAAUUUUGGUAUUUUAUAGGAAGAACUUGUUGGUAUUAGCAACAGAUAGACUUCUACAACAGACAUGCUGAAAUAAGCAUGUGUUAGUUCAAAAUACAACAGAGUAAUCUGUGCUUAAUACUUAAUUUUAACAUUCUUUUCAGUUCAGAGAUACUUAAACAGAUAUAAUGUACAAUUUUGCAAGAAUCUGACUUGGAGAAUUAUACAAAAGCAGGCUAAACAUUGUAAAUAUUAAGGUACAGAGUGUUAAAUUUGUGCAGCAGAAGUUAUUGUGUGAUGUGGCCGAGGUUGUUCAUCCUGAGAUGGAGCUGCUUCUGAUGAGGUUGUAUCGAAACCCUCAUGACUGCUUAAUGUGUUCAUUUCCUUCAUCUUUUAUUAAAAUGCAGCUCCAGUUUGUGACACACCUUAUAUAUAAAACAGUGCUUGGAGUGAGUUGGGCAAUUGUUCCUGUGGUGUCCAGCAGACUGUAAACCCUCCAAUUAACUCCCUUUCUAAUAUGUGAUAUUUGUAUUGGCUCACUGCAUCAGAAAGUGUAACAUAUUUAUUAUCUCUAUAUUCUAUAAGUUAUUAUUAAAGUGAAGCAGGGCUGGUUGAAUAAUAUAAAACAGGGAAGAUUUCAACUUGUGACCUGAAGGGCAAGAAAGAGAGAACAAAAUAUGGGAUUCGAAAUGAAGUCCUCAAACUUGAUCUGAUCUAAACACAAUCAGAAUAGUCCAUAAGAGAUGGAGGGCUUAUGCUUGUAUAAAAGACAAUAUGUGUAACCUUUAGGUGUUCAUAUACCAUAAUACAUGUCACUCUUGCUCCCAGCACUGUAGCUACUGUGAUGUGGACAAUAUCCUCAGUGUUGUAAGAAACAGUUGUGAAUACUGGGAACACAUUUUGUAUCUCAGAAUCAGGUAUCCUUCAUUUUGCUCCACAAAUAGCUGGAAAAUUCUGAGAUACAAUACCCCAAUGACCAGAUAUUUAAACAAAUUUGGACAGGCUGUGGAACUGGCCGUCUUUUUAGCGCGGUGUAUAUUUGUAAGGCAAAGUAUUGUGUGACUUUUCAUGUCUUGAAAGAGACUUGUUCACAUUCAAGACACUGUGCAUCAGGGCAUAAGAAAUCGGUUGCCCACUCACCAAAAGCAAGUUAAGGGAUAGAGUAUAAAAAGUGUGUUAAGCAUCCUGCUAGACUAUUGCAUAUUGGAUUUUUGGAAGUGGUUAGUAGAUUCAAGUUUUAUUUGUGGACUAUGUUCUGCAUGACCGAAAUGAACUGAAUCAUCCAUAGUUGCGAGUUUAACCACUAACAGACCACGAAUAGAAGUGCUAAAGACACCUUGAAAGCCACUCAGGUGUCAAGUGACUAAUAAGCUUCUUUCAGUAGAAAAGAAACUUAUAUAUCAGUCAUAUGUGUACAGGAAAUAUUCAAAUACAACAGUAAAUAAUGAUGUUUCUAUCAUCCACAAAGAAAUGUAAUCAUAAACAAAUGACAGCCCUUUAUAAAAAUGAAAUUAUUUCUUUGAUAGAAAAAACUUAACAAUUUCUGUACUGAAGAUUGCUGUCUUCUGGGCUGUUAUGCCAUGUAGUAUGGUAGAUGUCCACCAAUAUUUCAGAGGUCAUACUGCCUCUGUCAUCAGGAUGAUGAAUGAGCCAAUAGAGCGAAAAAUGCUAGGUUUAUAGGGACGGCCUGAUGAUGGACAGAGUGUCAUACUCUGAAACGUUGGUGUACAUCUACUAUACUACACGGCGUAACAACCCAGAAGACAGCAAUCUUCAUACCCACCGCUGUGAAAACCUCAAAUCCAACAAUUUCUGUACUGCCCCAUAAAUAUCCAAGAAAUGAGUAUAAUUAAGCCUGUCUUUGGUGAGUACCAGAGAGAAAUCUAACUGAUACUAAAAUUUAGACUUUUACUGCAACAGACAACCACACUCACAGUCUGGUCCAAAGUUUCAAUAAGUUAUCAAGAAGUUCAAAAAAAAAAUAUAUAUAUUUUGCUGGUUUUGAACAGUACAAGAAUAAAAUCCUCACACCACAAUCUGUUCACCCAUUUGCUACAAUAUGUGUGAUGUCACAGUCCCUAAAUAAUCCUAAGCAGUAUCGAUCUGGUGAGCACUGUAAAGAUAAAUUUUAUAUUAUACACUGUUACAUGGCAUGAACCAAUAAAUUAUGUGCCCUUGCACAAUAUUCAAUAUAAGAAACCAAUGGAUAAAUUGGAAACAGAAGUCUUUGUUCAUUCAUUGACAGACAUGUCGAGUAUAUGUCCAUUCAUUCCAUUUACUAUAUUUCUUGAUAACACAACAAUUAUACAAACUGAUGUUUAGAAGGUUGUCUGUGAAAGGGAGGUGAGAAAAUAAUGGCUUCCAGUUUUACCACUGCCUGGUAAUGUAGUAGGCAAUGUGUGCAGUGUCUUGGAUGUGAAUGAACAGCUAAGUGUUGACCUCAUUAUCUCCAACAUUCAAUGAGCAGUGAGUUCUGUGUUCUAUUAUUCUUUCCCAGAACACAAGGCAAUUUGUUAUAUCAUUGUGUAUACAGAUGUAUUUGCUAAAAUUAUGGAACAUUUGAAAAAUGCCAAAGAUUACUAAAUAAAGAGUCAUGCUAGCAUUAA